Messenger RNA from Penicillium alfredii, 1296 nucleotides. RefSeq lists its product as uncharacterized. Lineage: Eukaryota; Fungi; Ascomycota; Eurotiomycetes; Eurotiales; Aspergillaceae. The record is from RefSeq and is a predicted model, not a curated record. The coding region runs from base 1 to 1296 and encodes 431 amino acids. The transcript is spliced from 3 exons.
AUGGUUAACACGCGCAAUUUUAACAAGAGGGGCAAGCCCUCCAAGGUCGGGCGAAACCUUGUUCGUUGGGACUCUGAGAUGGAUCUUUUCCUGCUGCUUGGAGUUCAGUCGGCAUGCAACACCCUGGCAAUCAAGCUGCCGUGGAACAAAGUUGCCGAAAUCAUGAACGAGAAUCUUCCAGGACAGUUCACUGAAGGGGCCAUCGUCCAGCAUCUCGCCAAAUUGCGCUCCCGCCCUUCAGGCAGCAAGACCGAUGCCGGCACCCCAGCUCAAGGGUUUCGUUCUCGCAAGCCGCAGAGAGAGGAAUCGUCCUCUGAAGAUAUGGGUGUGGAUGAGCAGGGAGAUUCGGACAUUGAGUACAAAGAGCCGGCUCGUCGUAAGAGUGGUGCUCGACGCCCAAAGGCCAAGGUCGCCUCCAAGGCUCGCAGCGCAGGAAGCAACACUCGAAAGAGAGCCAGGGCUACAACCCGUGCCAAGCCGGCCAAGAUCCAAAAGCGAACGCAGUCCACCAGUGCUGUGAGCAGCGAGAACGAGGCGUCCCAGAAUGAGGACGAGGAGCUGGAGAGCUCUGAUGAUGAGCAGGUCGACCAAAUGUGCGUUGGAGCCAGCUGGCUUCAGUUCUCGGGCAAUGAGAAGGACCGCAAGCCCAGUGGAUCGCACACUGAGGUCAAGAGCACGCCCAAGAAGAGUGGCAUUCUUCGUCUCAAGGUCAACCCUGAGAGUCUGCGAGUCAUCGAAUCUGCGCGAAACCCGUCCAACUCGCCCUCCACUGGAAGCCACAUGACCCAGCAGCCCACCCAGAAGACCAAUCGGCCUUUCAGUCAUUCUUUCAACACGUUCAGUCGAAUUAGCCCUUAUCCUGCCCACCAGCCGGGCCCCAGCCAGACGACUGGCCAGUUCCAGGGCAUGGACCAGUACACCGGUCUGUAUGACAUGGACCAGGAUUUGAGCCAGCCCUUCCCCCCGCUGCCGAGCAUGGACAUGCAUUUCAACCCAGCCUUGCCUGCAAGCUCGUUCACCGAUGAUAUGAACAUGGAGCUCUCUUCAAUCCCGGAAAGCAAGGCCUCUGGUUGUGGCAAUCUCCAUGCAAGUGACGUGGACGCGGAAUUUGAGUUGGACUUCAUCAACCCCGGGUGGCUUUCGCAAGAAGGUCCUCCUCCCAGCAUGUCGUCGUGGACUCUGGAUUCGAACUACCUGGAGAACAUCGAUCUGGGUAUGGACAUUGACAAUGUUGCUGCCCAGCCCAGCCAGGAUACAAUGGACUCGGGAGAUGGGGGCCAGCACGAUCUCGUCUAA